Sinocyclocheilus rhinocerous is the source of this 4781-nucleotide messenger RNA. RefSeq names its product protein-methionine sulfoxide oxidase mical1-like. The record is from RefSeq and is a predicted model, not a curated record. Lineage: Eukaryota; Metazoa; Chordata; Actinopteri; Cypriniformes; Cyprinidae. The coding region runs from base 1 to 3636 and encodes 1211 amino acids. Gene Ontology annotation, molecular function: protein binding. The transcript is spliced from 22 exons.
AUGAGACGUGCCUUCUCUCUAGAAGGAUUCGUAAAUGCCCGGACUGACGAGCCGCCGCAGAAUCCCAGCCACGCUCUGUUUGACCGCUUUGUCCAGGCGCAGACGUGUAAAGAGACACAGCAGAACUUCAUCGAACUCUGUCGCCACCUGAAGGUCGAGCCCAGGGACUACAAGCACUUCUACAGCAAACUGAAGGACAGACUCAACUACUGGAAAGCCAAAGACCUCUGGCAGAAGAUCGACAAGAGAGCCGCCCAUCCGGACUAUGAACAGGGUCAGGCAUGUCACCAACACAAGUGUUUAGUGUUGGGUGCGGGUCCAUGUGGUCUCAGGACAGCGAUUGAAUUGGCUCUACUAGGCGCUCAGGUAGUUGUACUGGACAAAAGAGUGUCUUUCAUGAGGAAUAACGUCCUGCACCUGUGGCUGUACACCAUUCGAGACCUUCUCAACCUUGGUGCAAAGAAAUUCUAUGGCAGAUUCUGCAGUGGAUCCAUUCAUCACAUAAGUAUCCGUCAGCUGCAGUUGAUUCUGCUGAAACUGGCUCUGAUUUUGGGGGUCGAGGUGCACACAGGUGUGACCUUUGAAGGUCUGCUUGAGCCAGCAGGAGGAUCCACAGGAUGGAGGGCACAGGUGUCUCCUGGGUCCCACACAGCUGCUGCUUUUGAGUUUGAUGUUUUUAUUUCAGCUGGAGGGGGAAGAUAUGUGCCUGAUGGUUUUAAGAUAAAGGAGCUCAGGGGAAAGUUGGCCAUCGGUAUCACUGCAAACUUCGUAAACCGCCACACUAAACAAGAGGCUCAGGUGCAGGAGAUCAGCGGCGUGGCACGAAUAUACAACCAGAAAUUCUUCCAAGAGCUCCAGUCUGAGAUCGGCGUUGAUCUAGAGAAUAUUGUCUACUACAAAGAUGAUACUCACUAUUUUGUGAUGACUGCAAAAAAGGGGAGCUUGUUAAAAAAAGGAGUGAUAAAGCAGGACUUUCCUGAUGUCAAUCAGCUGCUCGCACCUGCAAACGUCAACCAGGAGGCCCUGCAGGAGUACGCAUACGACGCCGCUGACUUCUCCACAGAUCACAUGCUGCCGGACCUGGAGUUCGCCAAGAACCACGCGGGCCGUCCGGACGUGGCCAUGUUUGACUUCACCUGCAUGCACAGGGCAGAGAACGCCUCUCUGGUGAAGGAGAGGAAGGGGAAGAGACUGCUCGUCGCGUUGGUGGGAGACUCUCUAGUAGAGCCGUUUUGGCCUCUGGGCACUGGCAUUGCUCGAGGUUUCCUGGCUGCGUUUGACACGGCGUGGAUGGUCAGGAAUUGGGGAAAAGGUGUGCUACCCCUGGAGUUGUUGGCGGAGAGGGAGAGCAUGUAUCAGUUACUCUCUCAAACGACUCCAGAAAACACCAGCAAGAACUACGCAUCCUACAGCAUCGAUCCUUCCACACGUUACCCGAACGUCAGCCUGUCCUGUAUCAAACCCACACAGGUCAAGCGUCUGUAUGACAUAGAGGAUUGUAAAGCCAAGAAACCGAUGAAACCCAUCAUAAUAAUUAAACCUAAAAAAGAGUCUCUCAGGCGUCUAGAGGAUCUGCUGUCCUGGUGUCAGAAGAACACAGCGGGGUACAAACAUGUGAAGGUGAAAGACCUGAGUGAGUCCUGGAGGUCCGGCAUGGCUCUCUGCGCUCUCAUCCACAACUUCAGACCUGAACUCAUUGACUUGUCUAGUCUAGAUGAAUAUAAUAUCACUGGGACCAAUAAGUUGGCCUUUGACCUCAUGGAGAGAGAGUUUGGCAUCACUCCCGUCAUGCGGGCCAGUGAAAUGACCACCUGUGGGAAAAUUGAUCAGCUCUCUAUGGUCGUCUACCUCACACAGAUACGCAACGCUCUCACUGAGAAAGAGACCCCAGCAGAGUGCUCCAACAGCCUCUCGCCCAACAACAAGACCCUCUCGCUGUCCAGAACCCGCUCGGCCGCCGCCUUCCUCAACACGCUCAAGCGCAACUCCCUCCAAAGACGCAAGGACCGACUGGCAUCAGAGAAAGGACCAAGACAGCAAAAGAUGAAGGAGAAAGAAGAGGAUACGGAUGUGAAAGAGGAAAAACCUGUGGUGCCAGUGUCCUCAUCAGAGGUGGGCGGCAGUGAGCUCUGUUAUUUCUGCAACAAGCGUCUGUACGUGCUGGAGAGAGGAAGUGCAGAGGGCAAGUUCUUCCAUCGCAGUUGUUUCAAUUGUUAUCAGUGCGGCUCCACUCUGCGGCAGGGCGGAUACACUUUCCACUCCGACACGGGGAGAUUCUACUGUGAGCUGCACUCAGCAGCCGAGGAAGAGGAGGGUGAUGAAGGUCACAGAGGCUCACAGAAUCAUGUUGAAAAUGGCCUUAAUGAGGAGGAUGAGAAGGAGAAAACUCAAAGUGGUGAACCCGUGGAGAUUUCAUCUCCUCCUCCACACAUCUCCGUAAGAAGGAAGGGCUCGUAUAAGAUCUCCGUUGACCCUGACUUUGAAGAAUCGGCUGAGUGUCUUACUCCCACAGAGCAAAAAGACCAACCGCCAUCCAACUCUCAUGAACCGAACAAACCCUCAGAGCUCAAUCUGGAGAGCACAGGCAUCGAGAACCAACAAAAUAACGGCAGUGCGUCCGUUCCAGUGCCGGCCCCGCGAGCGUCCAAAGCUCCACUGUACCCUCCGCUCCCAAAACCUCGUACUGUCCAUAACGUGUUGCCUCAACCCUCACAUGCCCCCAAGGAAUCAGAGCAGAACCAAGAGGAAACUCAUCACAACCUCCCGCCGGAAUCCAAAUCCAAACCGUCCCUGCGUAAACUUCAGCUGAGCGAAGAGGAGAAGGCCGAACUGCUCAGCCAGGAUUCAGACACGGAGACGCCCGCCUCGUCUUCUGCCGCCUCCACCUCCUCUUCCUCCAAGCAGCACGAAGGAGGUGAGGAGGAGGGCUACUGGAGCGGAGGCACCGCGACCGGGAAGAGCUUGCGGAACCGGCGCUGCAUGAGAAGGAAGAGCGAACCGCCAGCUUCCACACAGCCGCAACAUGGAAAGAUGCGCUCCAAGUUUUCCCCAUGGAAUCUGUCUUCACCUCGACUACAGCAGCGUUUCAGUGUCCUCAGAGUCGCACCUUCAGGACAAUCUCAGCCAGAUCAUUAUGUAUCAGGUGAUAAUGAAGAAGGUGUUGACGAUGACGAAGAGGAUCUUCAAGGAGAAGACCAUUAUUUGGAUUGCAAGGGGGCUGAUUUUGAGAUUUCUGAGUCAGAGAAACGAGAUCUAAAGAGGAUGAAAACUCUGGAGCGGAAAGCAAAGCUGAGCGAAAUCCAGCGCUUCCACAAAGCUCAGACGAUUCAGAGACGUCUGGAUGAGAUAGAAGUGACCUUUAAAGAGCUGGAGGAGAAAGGAGUGGAGCUGGAGAGAGCUGAAAACAGAUUCUGUUUUACUGAGAAAUUACAUGUAGACUCUGAGAAAACCCCUGAGCAGCGAGAACAUGAGAAUCGGGUCCUGCAGGAGAUGCUGGAUGUGGUGGACAUGAGGGAUUCACUGGUGGCCUUCCUGGAGGAGAAGAGGUUGAAGGAAGUCAAUGAUGAACUGCUGAGGAACUCGGUACUGGAGGCCAAGAGACAUUCAACCGCAGCAUCCCAGGUGCUCUGGGACUAAGACACCACAAACACACACUUUUUGAGUGCCACAACACACCAUAAAGUUCAUCAUUUACUCAUCCUCAUGCCGUUAUAAACCUUCUAUCACUUGUUAUCUUUUGUGGAAAACAACAGGAAAAAGUUGCAUGAUGUUCUCUUUUUCAUUCAAUGAAAUAAAUAAUAAAAUCAUCAUAAAAGUAGUUACAAGUCCUUGAAGCCACAUGAUUGAUAUGAAGUUUAUUAGGUUUUCAUAUAAAGCUUUAAAAGUCGUUUUUCGGACUCAAAUCACAGCUUUGUUUAGUUUCGGUGAUGCCAAAUAUUAACCGUUCUCAUCUGCCUCAUAACCAGUUUUGCAGUGCUUAAAAAUUUCAGUGAACCAUGACUUGCAUUUUAUAGCAUAGAAAGCAGAAAGAAAGUCAUACAGAUUUGCAUAGACAAGAGGGUGAAUAAGUGAUGACAGAAUAUUUAUUUCAGUCACACAAUAUAAACCAACCCUAUGACUUGUGGGCACAAAUGCAUACAUUGCACAACUUUGUGCAGAGACUCUGCUCUUGAAAACCAAAGAGUUCAACGCAUCUGCGCACACAGGUUUAUGACACUCGAGAUUUGGAAACAAGUGCCAGCCGCUACGGUCUCACUCCAACAUAAAUGUGCUUUUGAGAUGGAUACAGAAACUCUGGAGACUGUAGAAAAUGUUGUGGAACUGCACAUCCGUCACAGCCUUCACUGCCCAGACACAGCCUUUUCACAAGACUCUCACGCUCAAACACACAGACUUUACUGGGGCAGAUGUUUGCGUACACGUGUGCGAUUGAGUCUAUCAAGGUCAUGUAUGUUCUAAAUAUCAAAAUUAUUAAAGCUUAUUUCUACCACAGAAUUUAAAAACUGAAAAGGUAAUUGUGAGUUUUUAUCUCAAAAUUCGGACUUUUGCAAGUGCACAAUUGCAAGAUGUAGUUAGUUAGCUGUAAGAAAAAACUAUUAUAACAGAAAACUGAAUUGUGUGAUGUAAAGUCAGAAUUCGGAGAGAAGAAAAAGUCAACCUCGUUUUCACCAUGGAAUUUUUUUAAAAAAAGGUAAAUGUGAAAUUUUUAUCUCACAAUUCUGACUUUUUUCUUGCAAAAUGUAAACUCACAAUUAAACUUGUGAAAUGUAGUCAGGAAUCUA